AGGGAGGUUGUGUCUCUGGAUUAGAUGGCCAAGAAAGGCCUCACUGAGAUGACAUAAGCUGAGCCCUGAAGGAAAAACAGUAUUCCAGGCGAGGAUGCAAGUGCAAAACCCUGAGGCAAAAACCUCUUUGGGAUGUAUGAUGAACCCAAGGGAGGCCCAUGGGGGUUGAACAUAGGAGGCAAGGGGAGAAAGCCAAGAACUGAAGUCCCAAAUUAGGAGAGAGGGCAGGAAGUAGAUCUUGCAGAGCUGCUAGGCUGCAGCUUCAGACCUAGUAUUUUCAGUGCCAGAGGAAGCCACAGAGCUGCUCUCGUGCAAGGGAGUAAUAAUGUCUGAUGUACACCUUUGAGACUCUUGGCUGCUCCUGAGGGUUAAAAGCGGGAGUAAGUCCAGUGAAAGGCCGCUGCAGUUACCCCCAGGGGAGGUAAUGCAGUCUGGAUUCGGAUGGAGAGAAGCUGUCUCUGGGCAGUAUUUCAGGAGUUGAGCCAACUAGUGGAAAUAUGGGAACUAGGAAUCCAUGAGGAGGAGCAUCGAGUGAGCCAAGAUGCAGGAGAAGCUGGUGGGGGGUCAGGGUUACCUGACUUGAAGUUCGAGGAGUCUAGGCCAAAGGAGUCCGGAGCUCAGGAGAGACUCGGGAGCAGCAGCCCGUUGUGAAGGACAAAGGUCUGGGAAUCUAACGAGGCUGCUAUUGGCAGCCCGGCAGGGGAAGCGGGCAGGGAACCGGUCCCGACCCUGGGCAAGCCGCCGGCGGGGGCGGGGCCCGGGCUGCAUUGCGCAGGCGCAAGCGAACCCGUUUCCAUGGCGACGACGACCCACGCGCCCCAACUGCCCCGCAACUGUCCCGUCCCAGACUUCGGCUCCGCAGGAGUCCGUCGUCCCCGAGUGUGUCGGCACCCCAUCCCGGCUGCUGCCCGAGGUCAGCUGCACCCUGGUCCCAACAUGGGCGACCUGGAGCUGCUACUGCCCGGGGAAGCUGACGUGCUGGUGCGGCGUCUGCGCAGCUUCCAGCUACGCGAGAUGGGCUCCGAAGGGUGGAACCAGCAGCAUGAGAACCUGGAGAAGCUGAACAUGCAAGCCAUCCUUGAUGCCACGGUCAGCCAGAGCGAGCCCAUUCAGGAGCUGCUGGUCACCCAUGGGAAGAUUCCAACGCUAGUGGAGGAGCUGAUCGCAGUGGAGAUGUGGAAACAGAAGGUGUUCCCCGUGCUGUGCAGGCUGGAGGACUUCAAGCCCCAGAACACUUUCCCCAUAUACAUGGUGGUACACCACGAAGCCUCCAUCAUCAACCUCUUGGAGACGGUGUUCUUCCACAAGGAGGUGUGUGAGUCAGCGGAGGACACCGUCUUGGACCUUGUGGACUACUGCCACCGCAAACUGACUCUGCUGGUGGCCCGGAGUGGCCGUGGUAGCCUCCCUGAGGAGGAGGGGUCCCAGGACAGCACCCCUAUGCAGGAGCUGCAGAAGCAGGCAGAGCUGAUGGAAUUUGAGAUUGCACUGAAGGCCCUCUCAGUACUGCGCUACAUCACAGACUGCGUGGACAGCCUUUCCCUCAGCACUUUGAGCCGCAUGCUCAGCACCCACAACCUGCCCUGUCUUCUGGUGGAACUGCUGGAGCACAGUCCCUGGAGCAGGCGGGAAGGAGGCAAGCUGCAGCAAUUCGAGGGAGGCCGCUGGCAGACAAUGGCCCCCUCAGAGCAGCAAAAGCUGAGCAAGUUGGACGGGCAAGUGUGGAUCGCCCUGUACAACCUGCUGCUAAGCCGUGAGGCCCGGGCCCACUACUGCCUCACAAGCUUUGCCAAGGGACAGCUGCUCAAGCUUCGGGCCUUCCUCACAGACACACUACUCGACCAGCUGCCCAACCUGGCAGACCUGCAGGGUUUCUUGGCCCAGCUGGUCCUAGCCGAAACCCAGCCCCCUAAGAAGGACCUGGUUUUGGAACAGAUCCCAGAAAUCUGGGAGCGGCUGGAGCAUGAGAACAGAGGCAAGUGGCAGGCUAUUGCCAAGCAUCAGCUUCGGCAUGUGUUCAGCCCCUCAGAGCAGGACCUGCGGCUGCAGGCACGAAGGUGGGCUGAGACCUAUAGGCUGGAUGUGCUAGAGGCAGUGGCUCCAGAGCGGCCCCGCUGUGCCCACUGUAGUGCAGAGGCCUCCAAGCGCUGCUCUAGAUGCCAGAAUGAGUGGUAUUGCUGCAGCCCACCUGCCUGCAGAGAUUGCCAAGUCAAGCACUGGGAGAAGCAUGGAAAGGCUUGUGUCCUGGCAGCCCAGGGUGACAGAGUCAAAUGAGAGCUGCAGUUGCUGAGAACCGACCACCCAUGCCAAGGGAACCCACCCAGAAUGCACCCCUGAACCCCAGGAUUUCAGUCCAGGCGCUGCCAGUGCCUCAGACUCCCCUGGUGGUGAGCAAAGCGGGAGGAUAGAGCUGCUGACCCAUCCCCCUCUCCCCUCCCCACUCCCGAAGCGAAGGCUUUCGACUUCCUGCCCCACCCGGCGGGUAGGCGGAGGAUGCUGCCUCAGCAAACUGGGGCAAGAGAAGGGCAAGGGCCGGAUGUGGGGACCCUCUUCCUCUAGCACAGUAAAGCUGGCCUUCAGAAACA
Messenger RNA from Lemur catta (Ring-tailed lemur), 2585 nucleotides. RefSeq names its product zinc finger MYND-type containing 10 (gene ZMYND10). Gene Ontology annotation, cellular component: centriolar satellite; cytoplasm. Gene Ontology annotation, biological process: inner dynein arm assembly; motile cilium assembly; outer dynein arm assembly. The transcript has 12 exons. NCBI's taxonomy places the organism in Eukaryota, Metazoa, Chordata, Mammalia, Primates, Lemuridae. The record is from RefSeq and is a predicted model, not a curated record. Bases 796 to 2274 code for a protein of 492 amino acids.